GCAGGAUGCCCAACUGGGGAGGAGGAAAGAAGUGUGGCGUGUGCCAGAAGGCAGUCUACUUCGCCGAGGAGGUGCAGUGUGAAGGCAGCAGCUUCCACAAGUCCUGCUUCUUGUGCAUGGUCUGCAAGAAGAACUUGGACAGCACCACUGUUGCCGUGCAUGGAGAGGAGAUCUACUGCAAGUCCUGCUAUGGCAAGAAGUAUGGCCCCAAGGGCUACGGCUACGGGCAGGGAGCAGGGACCCUGAGCACGGACAAGGGCGAGUCUCUGGGCAUCAAAUAUGAAGAGGGCCAGCCCCACCGACCCACCAAUCCUAACGCAUCCAAAAUGGCCCAGAAAGUCGGAGGUGCUGAUGGGUGCCCUCGCUGUGGUCAAGCGGUGUAUGCAGCUGAGAAGGUGAUUGGAGCUGGAAAGUCCUGGCACAAGUCCUGCUUCCGCUGUGCCAAGUGUGGCAAAAGCCUGGAGUCCACCACCCUGGCAGACAAAGAUGGGGAGAUCUACUGCAAAGGUUGCUACGCCAAGAACUUCGGUCCCAAGGGCUUUGGCUUUGGGCAAGGUGCCGGGGCACUCGUGCACUCGCAGUGAGGCACCAGGAGCCAGGCUCUCCGCUCGCUCAGGGCUCGUCCAGACCAGCCUGUGCUGCCCGACCCUUCCCGUGCCCGCCGUGAGCAUCCUCACCGUCAUGGAUAACCACCCGCUGCUUCGCAGCACCAGCCCCUUCCUCCCUGCCCUGACCCAGCGCACCCCGAAGC
Molecule: messenger RNA, 751 nt
Organism: Tauraco erythrolophus (red-crested turaco)
Lineage: Eukaryota; Metazoa; Chordata; Aves; Musophagiformes; Musophagidae
Source: RefSeq, a predicted model, not a curated record